This is a messenger RNA of Tupaia belangeri chinensis (Chinese tree shrew), 1466 nucleotides long. RefSeq names its product atypical chemokine receptor 3 (gene ACKR3). Gene Ontology annotation, molecular function: G protein-coupled receptor activity; coreceptor activity; chemokine binding. Gene Ontology annotation, biological process: G protein-coupled receptor signaling pathway; angiogenesis; chemotaxis. Lineage: Eukaryota; Metazoa; Chordata; Mammalia; Scandentia; Tupaiidae. The transcript has 2 exons. The record is from RefSeq and is a predicted model, not a curated record. Gene Ontology annotation, cellular component: membrane. The coding region runs from base 168 to 1256 and encodes 362 amino acids.
CAGGCUGCUCACAGUUGCUCCAAAGUGCUCAGCUCUAGCGGAGCGAGCACACAGCUCAGCACAGUGCAGCCCUACUCAGCUCGGUACAGUCCAGCCCCAGCCCAGCCCCAGCCGGCCUGCAGGAGCCCAGCCAGCACAGAGGUUGUUGAAUUGCUCUCCUCAAAACCAUGGAUUUGCAUCUCUUCGACUACUCGGAACCAGGGAACUUCUCGGACAUCACCUGGCCUUGCAACAGCAGCGACUGCAUCGCCGUGGACACGGUGCUGUGCCCCGGCAUGCCCAACAAGAGCGCCCUGCUCUACACGCUCUCCUUUGUCUACAUUUUCAUCUUCGUGGUCGGCAUGAUCGCCAACUCUGUGGUGGUCUGGGUGAACAUCCAGGCUAAGACCACAGGCUACGACACGCACUGCUACAUCCUGAACCUGGCCAUCGCGGACCUGUGGGUGGUGCUCACCAUCCCCGUCUGGGUGGUCAGCCUGGUGCAGCAUAACCAGUGGCCCAUGGGCGAGCUCACGUGCAAAGUCACGCACCUCAUCUUCUCCAUCAACCUCUUUGGCAGCAUCUUCUUCCUCACCUGCAUGAGCGUGGACCGCUACCUGUCCGUCACCUACUUCAGCAGCACCUCGGGCAGUAGGAGGAAGACCGUGCGCCGUGCCGUCUGCGUCCUGGUGUGGCUGCUGGCCUUUUGCGUGUCCCUGCCCGACACCUACUACCUGAAGACGGUCACGUCAGCCUCCAACAACGAGACCUACUGCCGCUCCUUCUACCCCGAGCACAGCAUUAAGGAGUGGCUGAUUGGCAUGGAGCUGGUCUCCGUCAUCCUGGGCUUCGCCGUCCCCUUCUCCAUCAUCGCCGUCUUCUACUUUCUGCUCGCCAGAGCCAUCUCGGCGUCCGGCGACCAAGAGAAGCACAGCAGUCGGAAGAUCAUCUUCUCCUACGUGGUGGUCUUCCUGGUCUGCUGGCUGCCCUACCACGCUGUGGUGCUCCUGGACAUCUUCUCCAUCCUGCACUACCUCCCCUUCACCUGCCAGCUGGAGAACGCCCUCUUCACGGCCCUGCACGUCACGCAGUGCCUGUCCCUGGUGCACUGCUGCGUCAACCCCGUGCUCUACAGCUUCAUCAACCGCAACUACCGCUACGAGCUCAUGAAGGCCUUCAUCUUUAAGUACUCGGCCAAGACGGGGCUCACCAAGCUCAUCGACGCCUCCAGAGUGUCUGAAAUGGAGUACUCGGCUCUGGAGCAGCAUGCCAAGUGAGCCGCCUGCGGGGGCUCUGGGACGUGGGCGCUUGUUUGAAGCAAGCCUCUGGCUGGUGGCUUUCCAGAGCAGAGUGAAGUAGCUCCAGUCUUGUUGCUGGAGUAGCGUGGAGAAGGGAGUGGGGUCAUUGCACGUUCUCUCUCCUCUCUCCCCCUCCCCUCUCUCUUUCCUCCUCUCCCCCUCUACCCUCUCUCUCUCCCUCUCUUCCCC